AUGAAGCAGAAUGCAUUGAUCGGAUUGUACACGAGAAAUUUCAAAAUGUGCACCACACAGUUUCAGCAACUGAGAAGUAUUUAGUGGGAGUCGAAUCUCGUACUGGUGGAGUGGAAUCAAUGUUGAAAGUUGGAUCAGGAGGUGUUUAUUUUGUGGGAAUAUGGGGAAUGGGUGGUGUGGGGAAGACAACGGUCGCAAGAAAAAUCUUUGACAAUAUUUCUAAUCAGUUUCAAGGGUCUUGUUUUCUUGCAAAUGUUAGAGAAGAAUCGAAGAAGCAUGGGAUAAAACACUUGCAGAAGACACUUCUUUCAAGAAUCUUAAAUGAAAAAUCUUUGAAGGUAGCAAGUUUUUAUGAAGGAGCUGACAUGUUAAAAGGAAAGUUUUGUCUCAGGAAGGUUUUAAUUGUUUUUGAUGAUGUGGAUGACAACCACCAGUUGGAGUAUUUAGUUGGAAAGCAUGAUUGGUUUGGUGAUGGCAGUAGAAUCAUUACAACAACCCGAAAUGCAGAUUUACUUCGUUGCCACGACGAGUUAUAUUCUGUCCCUGAAUUGGCGAAAUGGGGGGCUCUUGAACUUUUUAGUUGGCAUGCCUUUCAGAAGAGGACUCCAGAUAAAGAGUUUUUAAAACUCUCUAAGUCUGUAGUAGAUUAUGCUAAAGGUUUACCCUUAGCUCUUACGGUAUUGGGUUAUUUUCUCUACAAACGAGGCAUAACUGAGUGGAGAAGCGCAUUGGAUAGACUCAAAGAUACUGGAUACGAAGAAAUUGUUAAGCAGCUCAGCUUAAGUGUAGAUGGAUUGUCCUGUGAAGACAAGAAUAUAUUUCUUGAUAUUGCAUGCUUCUUUAGAGGAAAAAGGAGAGAUUUUGUGAUAGCAAUACUAAAUAGUUUUGGCUUCAAAUCAGAGAUUGGAAUAGAUGUCCUUACAAAGAAAUCACUUCUUUAUAUUUCAGAAGGAAUAGUUGAGAUGCAUGAUUUGAUUGAACAAAUGGGUCAGCAAUUGGCACGUGAUGUUGAUCAGGACAAACCGUGGAACCAUAGUAGAAUAUGGCAUGAAAACGAUAUAGAAACUGUUUUUUCUGCAAAUCAGUGGACAGAGUCAGUAAAAGGCAUAAUGGUACCAAUUGGCUCAGACCGACAUAUAUGCAAGUGGAGCAAAGCUUUUAGAAAUAUGCCUUGUCUUAGGUUACUCAUGGUCAAAGGGGAGGAGGUCCGACAUUAUGAACAAGUUUCUGGCACUAUUGAAUAUCUCCCCAGUAGCUUGAAAUGGCUUGAUUGGUCUUACUACAGUUUUGAAUCUUUACCAACAAAUUUUCAACCAAGAAACCUUGUUGGGCUCAAUAUGACUUUUAGUUCUCUUGUUGAAAUUUGCAAGGAACCAAAGAGUAAUUUACUCCGAACACCCAAUUUUUCUGAGAUUCCAAACCUGCAGAGGAUAAUACUGAAAAGUUGUUUAAGCUUGAAAGAUGUUCAUCCAUCCAUUGGCAAUAUCAAAAAGCUUGUUUCUCUGAACAUGAAGAACUGUAAAAAUCUCAAGUUUUUACCGAGCAGUAUUCAAAUGGAAUCUCUUGAAAGCCUCAACCUCUCUGGUUGUGAGAAAUUAGAUACUCUUCCAGAAAUUCGGGGGAAUAUGGAAUUGCUAUCAGAGAUUCUUUUGGGACGUACUGCAAUUCGGGAACUACCCUCAUCAAUAGGACGGCUCUUGGGUAUUAGUUUGCUUGAUUUGCAUUCAUGUGAAAAUCUUGUAAGACUCCCAGCCAGUGUUAGCAAGAUGAGAAAACUGAAAGUUUUAAUUCUUAAAGGCUGCUUAAAACUGGCCACUUUUCCAGAAAGCCUGGGUGAUCUAGAAGAAUUGGAGGAGCUCUAUGCUGGAAACACUGCCAUUUGGCGACUACCAGAUUCUAUGGAAAACUUAAGCAAACUUAAAAUCCUAUCAUUAAAAGGUAGACGGGAGAUGAAGUGUCAAUCUGCUACAGGUUUGAUAUUCCCUUGUGCAUUUCAGGGUUUGAGGGAAUUGAAAAGUUUGGAUCUCAGUGGAUGCAAUUUAUCUGGUGACAAGAUUAAUGCUCAUAAGUUCUUGACUUCUCUAUCGGAACUAAACCUUAGCAGAAACAAGUUUAUUUCUCUACCUGAUGGCAUCAGUCAACUUUAUCGACUUCGAUAUCUCAACAUAACACACUGUCAUGAACUUAAGAAACUUCCCGAACUUCCUCAAAAUAUAAAGGAAUUGUAUGCAGAAGAUUUUCUGGCCAGACAAAUUAUGCUAGCUAUGUCGAUAUACCGAAGGUUGUGUUUGGUCUCAUUCACCAACUAUAGUUUUGAUCAACAACCGUACACAGAGAAGAGCGAUGAUAACUCAGUUUUGGAUGAGAUUCUGAGCUUGUUUCUUUUAGACAGCAUGGAUGAUAGGAUGACUUAUUGUAUUAUCUUUCCUGAACGUGCUAUCCCCACAUGGUUUAAACAUCAGAGUACUGAGGAAAAGAUCUUGCUUAAACUGCCCGAGGAUUGGUAUGAUGAUGGGUUUGAGGGCUUUGCUAUAUGCUGUGUCACUUGCAUGGGGGCAGGUGUCCACGAUCCUGUUUCAGGGCUAUCAGGGAAGUAUGACUAUACUUUCAUCAAAGCCAAAUUGAUAUGCAAUAAUCAUCUGGAAAGUUUAAAGUGCUGGAGAAAGAGUACUUCUGGCACAGAAGCUAUAAACUUUAACCAGUAUGGCCUAUUCGAGGCAUCUAUCCAAAGGCACAUUGCGAGACGUUGGGGAGUUCAUUUGAUUUACAAGUCUGCAAGACAAUUUUUCGAGAGUAGAACUGAGAAAGGGUUGCUUGCCCAGAAGUUGAGUAUAAAGCUCCUAAUGUCAAACUUGAAUUUCUAA
Messenger RNA from Nicotiana tabacum (common tobacco), 2864 nucleotides. The record is from RefSeq and is a predicted model, not a curated record. Lineage: Eukaryota; Viridiplantae; Streptophyta; Magnoliopsida; Solanales; Solanaceae.